AAAACCCCUCGCUAAAUUCUCUUCCUGCUUUGUCUUCACGCUUGGCUUUGUUGUUUGUUGAAGCUGAGAAAAACAGAACAAGAAGAAGAAGAAGAAGAACAAAAUGAAGAAAGCAAUGGUGAAGUGCCCGAAGAAGCACGUGAACUUGUUCUACUCCGUUGACUGUGAGGAACUCGCUCGCAAUGUUGCUUCUCAUUCAUUUGACCACGUCACUCUUCAGAGUAUCAAAUGGAGGUCUUUUGCUGAUGGAUUUCCAAAUAUUUUUAUAGAAAAUGCAGAAGAGCUCCGAGGUCAACACGUUGCUUUUCUGGCAUCUUUCAGCUCCCCAGCACAUAUCUUUGAGCAACUUUCUGUUGUGUAUGCACUCCCUCGUCUAUUUGUCGCUUCGUUCACAUUGGUAUUGCCUUUCUUUCCAACUGGAUCCUUCGAGCGAAUGGAGGAAGAAGGAGAUGUAGCAACUGCCUUCACCCUUGCAAGGAUGUUGACGAAUAUUCCGAUUUCAAGAGGUGGCCCAACUAGUUUAGUCAUAUAUGACAUUCAUGCUUUGCAGGAGAGGUUUUAUUUUGGAGAUGAGGUUUUGCCCUUGUUUGAGACCGGUAUUCCUCUCUUAAAGCAACGCUUGCAACGGCUUCCGGAUGCCAAAAAUGUAGUUAUAGCAUUUCCAGAUGAUGGUGCUUGGAAGAGGUUUCACAAGCAGUUUGAUAGUUUCCGAGUGGUAGUAUGUACAAAAGUUCGUGACGGUGACAAGCGGAUAGUUCAACUCAAGGAAGGCGACGUCACCGGUCAUCAUGUAGUAAUUGUUGAUGAUUUGGUUCAAUCUGGAAGCACCCUGGUUGAGUGUCAGGCAAUUUUAGCAUAUCAAGGUGCAGCAAAGGUGAGCGCCUAUGUCACACACGGCGUAUUCCCCAAGCAAUCGUGGGAGCGAUUCACUCAUAAAGACGGAGCCUCGGAUAAUGCUUUUGCACACUUUUGGAUCACAGAUUCUUGCCCUUUAACUGUGAAAGCUAUUGCAAACAAAGCUCCUUUUGAAGUAUUGAGUCUAGCAGGAUCUAUUGCUAAUGCCCUACAAAUAUGAAGGCAAAUUAGGGAACUACUAAUAAUAUUGGAUAGAAUAUUCAAGUUGGUGAUAAAGGAGAUCCUCAACUUCAAUUUUUUUUUUCCUGUUUUUACAUUACAAUAACAUCCUUUCAUCUCUGCUGUAACCUUAGCAUGGUGAAACCUGUGAAUUUAGUUUCUAUUAUGAUUGUUCUCUAGCAUAAAAGCAAGACCUAUGCAUAAUGCAAAUUAAAUCAUCCAAAUUUUGCUCUGUA
Molecule: messenger RNA, 1310 nt
Organism: Arachis duranensis
Lineage: Eukaryota; Viridiplantae; Streptophyta; Magnoliopsida; Fabales; Fabaceae
Product: ribose-phosphate pyrophosphokinase 4
Exons: 7
Coding region: 104-1075 (323 amino acids)
Biological process (GO): 5-phosphoribose 1-diphosphate biosynthetic process; purine nucleotide biosynthetic process
Cellular component (GO): ribose phosphate diphosphokinase complex; cytoplasm
Molecular function (GO): ribose phosphate diphosphokinase activity; magnesium ion binding
Source: RefSeq, a predicted model, not a curated record